Messenger RNA from Microthlaspi erraticum, 825 nucleotides. The record is from the annotation of a GenBank genome assembly. NCBI's taxonomy places the organism in Eukaryota, Viridiplantae, Streptophyta, Magnoliopsida, Brassicales, Brassicaceae.
AUGGAAACAGCUCCGGCGAACCAUCAGUUUCAGUUUCAGGAUCAAUACGAGAAUACGUAUUUUCUCCACAGUUCUGAUCAUGCCGGACUCAUUCUCGUCUCUGAUCGUCUCCAAUCUGGUGGGGACUUUCAUUCAUGGCGUCGCUCUGUUCGGAUGGCUCUCAAUGUUCGGAACAAACUCGGAUUCAUUGACGGCACCGUUCCAAAACCUCCCGAUAACCAUCGCGAUGCCGGCUCUUGGUCGCGUUCCAACGAUAUGGUGGCGACGUGGUUGAUGAAUUCCGUCUCCAAGAAAAUCGGUCAGAGUCUUCUCUUUAUGAAUACUGCUGAAUCAAUCUGGAAGAACCUAUUGGCUAGAUUUAAGCAAGACGAUGCUCCUAGAGAUUUUGAGAUUGAACAGCGUUUGAGUAGUAUUCAUCAAGGAUCGAUGGAUGUGAGCACUUACUAUACAGAAUUGGUGACUCUCUGGGAAGAACACAAGAAUUACGUUGAACUUCCUGUGUGUUCGUGUGGCAAAUGUGAGUGCAAUGCCGUUAGUCUAUGGGAGCGUCUUCAACAACGUAACAGUGUCACAAAGUUUCUAAUGGGACUCAAUGAAUCGUUUGAAUCUUCUCGUCGUCAUAUCCUGAUGCUAAAACCGAUUCCUUCCACUGAAAAUGUGUUUAACAUGAUCGCACAGGAUGAGAGGCAAAAGUCUAUUAAGCCGAGCUCCAAGAUCGACAAUGUGGCUUUCCAGACUUCAGCUCCUUCUGAUUAUUCUUAUGAUACUCAAUCUGAGAACACGACAUUUGCAGCUCAACACCACAACAACUUCAAGGCGAAGUAA